UUUUCUCCUGGUCAUCUUCUUCUUCGGCGUCGGCGUUUUCAAAGGUCGGAUUUGUGGGAUGGUCCAAUUGUAUUUAGGGAUGGUGAAGUCACGUUCCCAUUUUGACCAAGAGCACAACUAGCUGGAUUGUUAUUCUCUCAGCCUCAGGAUACAUGCUGAUAAGAACCAGAAAUUGAGAAAGAAAGCAGAGAAACGGAAUAGAGAAGGGUUUGUAUAUCCUGUGGGCAGAGGAUAAGAAGUUAUUAUUAGGGCACGCGGGAUAGAUAAAUCCAAUAGAGAAGGGUGUAUGAGAAGGAAGAAACAGAAUACAGAGAGAAAAGAGAGAAAAGAGUUAACAAACAUCAUGGAUCUCACCAAGUUGGCUGGAGAAAUUGGCCCUGUAUCACACGCCCCUCCAUCAAAUCCUGUUGACAUCAUUGGAGCUUCCUGCAACUAUUAUGUUGCAGGUGAAGAAGCCAAGAAUAUGAAUAGAAGUUAAAAAACCCAGUUCACAUGGCAUACUUCUAUCGCAUGGUGGCAUUUUCAGCACUGUACAGCCAGUUGCAACUCACUGCCAAGAAAAGCUGGAAAUGAGGUGAUAUUGUCCUGUUGGCUGGUGCACCACACCCUAUUAGACAACUAAUUUUAUGAACAAUUAGUUUUCUCCUUGUCUCGUUGUAAGAAGAGGUAGUACCUGAAUUAAAUCAUAUUCAGGUAGAAAUUAAUGUCUAACUACAAUAUUUUGCAGCGUAGUUGGGACUGCACAUGGCUCCCAAUUAAUCAUGAAGAUAGAAAAGAGAGAACUGUUAAUAAAAAUAUGGAUCUUAAUGAGUGCAGAGCUAAAUGCUCAGAGAAUUGUUCUUUUAUGGCCUAUGCAACCUUGGAUAUUAAAGAACCUAGUGGCUG
Rubroshorea leprosula is the source of this 885-nucleotide messenger RNA. The record is from the annotation of a GenBank genome assembly. Lineage: Eukaryota; Viridiplantae; Streptophyta; Magnoliopsida; Malvales; Dipterocarpaceae.